Molecule: messenger RNA, 1092 nt
Organism: Pollicipes pollicipes
Lineage: Eukaryota; Metazoa; Arthropoda; Thecostraca; Pollicipedomorpha; Pollicipedidae
Exons: 5
Coding region: 284-961 (225 amino acids)
Biological process (GO): proteolysis
Molecular function (GO): aspartic-type endopeptidase activity
Source: RefSeq, a predicted model, not a curated record
CGCGCCGCUCACCGCGCGACCCUGCCGGCCACCGCGUGACCCUGCUCGGUAAUAGCGUCACCCCGUCUGGCACAGUGUUACCCCUCUGGCACGAGUGGUGUGAGCUGCGGAGCCGGCGCCAGCGCGAGCUCUUGUGCCGGUGCAGGGCGGCCGGCCGUGACCGGCCAGACCACGCGAGCCACCCCAGCCGCCUGGCAGAGUCCGACCUCCCAGUCAGUGCCGGUGACCGCGGGCACGCGAAGCGGGCCGAUGACAGCCAGAGUCGUGCAUCUGCCGCGCUAGCAUGCAGGACAUAUACGACUCAGCCCUGAAGCGCGAGCAGCGUCGCCGUGACUCGCGGCUCCACACAGGCGUCGACUCACUCUUCGACUUCGACGAGCUGAGGCCCGACUCCGAGGUCACGGCCAACGGCCACAAGCACUCGCCGCUCUUCGACAAGAAGCGGUACGAGCCGAAGGGGUUCAUCGCCGAGCUGACGGCGGCCGAGAGCCGGCGCGAGCCCCGCAUCUCAGUGCCGCUCUUCGACACUGAGGUCAGCCUGGCGCGCGGCUCCAUACCGCCUAUCGUGCUAUGCCAGUGUAACGGGCGAAGGGCGUACGCGCUGCUCGACACCUCCAACGUCUACUCCACCAUCUCCCGCGGCCUAGUCAGCGCCUUCAACAUGUCCAGGGACGUCAUUCAGGACCGAACGACGCCGCCAUCACCAAUAUCAGGACUGGAGAGGCCUAUCAUUCAUGGGAAGCUCAAAUACAUGGAGGUGUCAUUGGGCAAAAGUCAGCUUAACAUGCAGCUAUUUGUAGUUUCAGACACGACGCCAGAGCUGGUGCUCGGCGUUGACUUUCUGAAGAAGACCCAGACGGUCAUCAACUUCUCCGAGUCGUGCGCGCUGGUGGGUGGCGAGAAGGUGCGCUUCGUCAGCGGCCAGGAGUUGGGCGGCCUGACGAAAGGGCGGCCGCUCUAACGCGCCGCCCAUGUGAUACGCUCAUCAAAGUUUUAUAAUGAACGCGGCCGGCCGUCCGCCGCCGGCCACCGCUGCGGCUGGGUGGGGAGCCGGCAGCACGCGAGGGACGCAGCGUCGUGAGCCGCGCGAUC